UUUUCCUCAAAGUCAUAAAUUAUGAGGAUUAAUUUAUCCUUGUCAAUUUCUUUCAUUUCAUAAUUCAUAACGGUAUGCCUUGGAAUCCUGUUUGGCUGCCGGCGUCAUACGUAUUAUCGGCCCUCAUCGUCAUCGCCAUUCUCGUUUGUCUCAGAUUACUAUGCUUUUCUAUUAUCCACCUCUGGAAAGGAGACAGUGCAGAAGCCCGAGAUUCUGAAUCCCAAUCCCGUUACGCGAGCUAGCUCAGCAGCAGCAGCAGCUUCAGCUUUUCUUCAGGUUUAUGUGAUUGAUGAAUCAUGAAAUUGGUUUGUUAUUCACAUAUAGCCUCUUCAAUCUUGGUUUAGUAAUGAGUUAGCUGAUUAUGGUAAAUAGUAAUGACAUCUGAAAAUCUGUAGAAUAUGGUAUUUUGUCAUUAUCGAGCGUACACUAUAUAAUGGUUUCACUUUAGUAAUACUAUCAGUUUCUCUUUUGGCCUAUAUCAUUUUUUGUAUUUUUGAAUAUCAAUUCUUAUUCAAUAUCAUAAUUCAUAAGUACUCCCAAAACAACAUCAUUCUCACAUAAUAGUAUCAUUUUCUUGUUUGGCCCUAUCAUUUUUUUCAGUAUUUUUUAAUAUAAAUUCUUAUUCAGUAUCACAAUCCAUACAAAAACAAUAUCAUUCUCUCGUCCAUAUUAUAACAUUUACUUUGUUUAGCAAUUUCAUUUUAAUACAAAUGCAAUUUCAUUUUUAGCCCGUACAAUAUCAUUCUCCAGUUUAAACUGUAUCAUUUUUUUUCGUUUGUUAUAACAUUUUCUCUCAACUACUAUAUCAUCUUACAUCCAACACCGUAUGUCCGUAUCAUUAUAUUGUUUAUCCUAUAUCUAUUCGACUAUAUAAUUCAUUUUAAUACAAUGAUAUAUUGAAGGUAAAUUGUAUGUAUUACCUACAUUUUUUUGCUUCCAAAUCCAUAAUUUCAACAAUGUUUUAAUAAUUAAUAUGGUUACAGUUAUUAUAUAUACUACUUACUAUUAAAUAUCAGACAAUUAAUAAAUUUGUACCUACUUAUUUGGAUGGUAAAUUAGCCCCUAAAUCAUUUAUUUGCGUUCAAUUAUGAAUGCGAUGGUAGCAUGUUAAAUUGAUGAACUGUAUUUUUCGUUACAAAGUUUAAUUGUUGUUAUUUAGCUGACAAUAUCUAAUUUAUUUUAGUUAACCUUUAUUUACAACUUGCAUUUAGCGUUAAGAUAUCAAAUACAAAUAAACCUACGAAUAUUACUUGCGACCCCUUCUGUAAUUUUAUGAUUAAUAAGAGGUGAAUCUUUAAUUGGCAUGUAGUUUGGGGGCAAAAGUAUCAUAUGUGGAAAACUUAAACCAGAUAGAUCCACACAUUUUUGUCAAGUGUGAAGCUAGUCGCUUUCCCACACAGUAGCGCACGCAGUGAGCGUGAAAAUGAAGACAGCGCACGAAGGAACGGUCUCCACUCGGCGUCCGCCUCACGCCGCGGAGAACGGCAGCGGAGACGAAGAAUUCGCCGAUGAGUCUAAGACCCGCAAACACAUGUCCAUCGCAAUUCGGAUCACAAGUUACUUGACUCGAACGGGCUACCUCUUGCCCAUUCUGGUCUCGGCUUUCGUAGUCGUCAUUAUCUAUACUCUAGUUUCCCGCUCCUUCGAUUUUGUUCCUGCGUCCUCCUCCUCCGGCAUCUCCCGGCUGUUCUUCCCGGUCGAUGCAGUCGAAUCGGAUUUCGGAGCGCUCGGCGUUCCUUGGUGCAGAUCAAAACAUGGAAAAACUGUGGAGUGGACACCAAAGGAUUUGCUCCUUGGACUUGAGGAAUUUGUGCCGAUCUACGAGACCCGGCCCAUCAAGAACAACAUGUAUGGCAUGGGUUUUGAUCACAGUUUUGGACUUUGGUUUAUCACAAGAUGGCUGAAACCAGAUUUGAUGAUUGAGAGUGGCGCCUUUAAGGGGCAUUCGACAUGGGUUUUGAGGCAAGCCAUGCCUGAUACACCCAUUUUGUCUAUUACACCUCGGCAUCCAGAGAAGUACCUGAAGAAGGGGCCUGCUUAUGUUGAUGGAAACUGCACUUACUUUGCUGGGAAAGACUUUGUCGACUUUGGGAGCAUGGACUGGGAACGAGUGUUGGGGAAGCAUGGGAUUCAAGAUCCUACACGUGUCCUUGUGUUCUUUGAUGACCAUCAAAAUGAACUUAAGAGAUUAAAGCAGGCAGUGAAAGCCGGCUUCAAACAUCUAGUUUUCGAGGACAACUAUGACACUGGAACCGGAGAUCAUUAUUCCUUAAGGCAAAUAUGUGAUCAACCGUACAUUAGAGGUGGUGGGCAUAGCUGCUUCAGAGAUAGUGAUGAAGCCAGGAUAAGGUAUAGAAGGAGGAAAUUCUGGGAGAAAGCUGUUGAUACUGACGAGUUGUGUGGACCGGGAGAAGCAUGGUGGGGUGUGAGAGGCUACAUGCGCGACGACUUUAACCACAGCAACAAGGCAAUCACCUACGAUGAGCAUUUCCAGAAUAGUAGAUUUGUGGAGUCAGUGUUGGAUGUCUACUGGGAGGUGCCCCCAGUUGCUGGCCCUUCACUUACUCAUCAGACAAGAUACGAACCCGCACGAGCGCCUAGCCCUAUUGUCAAAGAUGGUCGAUUUAGCUUAUUUCAACGGCUGGGCUUAACACAAUUCGAGCCCUCAGUGUUCAACGGGUACACUCAAAUGGUGUAUGUUCAGGUAUCUGAACUGGAAACAUAAUCCUUGCUAGCUAUACCGCGCUUAUAUCUUAAUUUGUUUGUCUUAAUGCCUUCGCGGCUUAUAACUUGAGUUUGUCGAUACUUGCCCGAUCCGUCUCUGUGAGAACAUUUUCAUUUUUGUUGUUUGUAACAGAUUAGUUUUCAGGCUAUGAAUACCUUCCACAAUAUAUUUGUUAUAGAAUCUCAGUGGCGUAGUAUUUAUUUGAUACUCUGGAAAUCGCAUUUUUGCUUGAUUUGUUUUAUUCAUUCACAUCAUAUUCUAUUUAUUUA
Messenger RNA from Salvia splendens (bonfire salvia), 2994 nucleotides. RefSeq lists its product as uncharacterized. Lineage: Eukaryota; Viridiplantae; Streptophyta; Magnoliopsida; Lamiales; Lamiaceae. Bases 1424 to 2725 code for a protein of 433 amino acids. Gene Ontology annotation, cellular component: endomembrane system. The transcript has 5 exons. The record is from RefSeq and is a predicted model, not a curated record.